Messenger RNA from Suncus etruscus (white-toothed pygmy shrew), 1029 nucleotides. RefSeq names its product ret finger protein-like 3. The transcript is spliced from 4 exons. Gene Ontology annotation, molecular function: protein binding. The record is from RefSeq and is a predicted model, not a curated record. The coding region runs from base 1 to 1029 and encodes 342 amino acids. NCBI's taxonomy places the organism in Eukaryota, Metazoa, Chordata, Mammalia, Eulipotyphla, Soricidae.
AUGGCGGGUCCAAUCUGGUCCGGUUCGGUGCGCAGCACGAACGGACAGUGUGGACCCUCAAUCCCCUCCACGCACCUUACCAAGGACCUGCAAAUGUGCGUUCGACCGACCAUGGACAAGAGCGUGCCAGACACGGACAAAUGCCCCGUCUGCAAGAACCAGCUCACGAACCCGGUGGCCCUGCCCUGUGGCUGCACCUUGUGCACCCAGUGUCUGCAGCACCCCGAAAGUGCAGGAAAGACGGUGGUGUGUCCCCAGUGCUCCCUGCCCUUUGAACAAGAUGAGAUCAGGUUCAGCGCUGAGAGGGCCUUUCUGGUCCUGAAGAUCAGAGAGCUGGAGACUGCUCUGAGCAGCAUCAUGAAGAACCCCAACAUGAAGAAGCUGGCAGUGCCCCUCACCCUGGACGAGGACACGGCCCACAACCUGCUGUCAGUCUCAGAGGACCGGAAGAUCGUCCGCUACAGCUUGAUGACGCAGAACCGGAACCCACAUGCCGGGCGCUUCGUGGAGGCCCUGUGCGUGCUGGGCACCCCGGCCUUCACCUCGGGCCGCCACUACUGGGAGGUGGAAGUGGGCAUCGAGGGCGACUGGGACCUGGGCGUGUGCCAGGACUCAGUGGAGCGUCAUCAGACGGUCCGUCUGGCCCCACACCUGGGCUUCUGGGGCAUCGGCCUGCGAAAGGGGCGCUAUUUGGCCCACACGGAGCCCCCCAAGGAGCUGCGCGUGAAGCCGGGUCUACGGCGCCUGGGCAUCUACCUGGAUGUGCCCUUCCAGAGCGUGUCCUUCCUGGAUGCCACCGACGAGGACCACAUCUUCACCUUCACCAAGAUCUCCACGAUCGAGAAGCUCCGUGCCUUCUUCCUCUUGCCCGGCGAGGGUCCCCAGAGCAGCCUGAGGAUCUGCCCCGUGGGCAGAUCUGAGCCUGCCCCGGAGACCAUGACCGAAACCGGGUGUGCAUGUGGCCAUGGAAAUGGGGGUGAGCAGCAGCGGCCACCACCCUCUGUUCCUGCCUCCCCUGCUUCCAAAUAA